Penicillium malachiteum is the source of this 1281-nucleotide messenger RNA. RefSeq lists its product as uncharacterized. Bases 1 to 1281 code for a protein of 426 amino acids. Gene Ontology annotation, molecular function: FMN binding; oxidoreductase activity. The record is from RefSeq and is a predicted model, not a curated record. The transcript is spliced from 6 exons. Lineage: Eukaryota; Fungi; Ascomycota; Eurotiomycetes; Eurotiales; Aspergillaceae.
AUGCCUUCUCCAUUAGCUGACCCCGUUCAGCUCCCUUGUGGACUGGUUCUACCGAACCGACUUUCCAAGGCAGCGAUGGCUGAGAUGAUAGCCAGGGACAACAAACCAAACAAGACUCUCUCAGAUGCAUAUGCACAAUGGUCCCAGGGUGGAUGGGGCAGUAUUCUAACCGGAAACGUCCAAGUCGACGUCAACCACCUGGGCAGUCCAUUUGAUCCCGCUCUGCACAGCGAAUACAAAGGCGAGACCGACCUAAUUGCCGAAUGGAAACUUUACGCAGAUACAUGCCAAAAGCACGGCACGCCCGCCAUCGUCCAGAUCUGUCAUCCAGGCCGUCAGUCAUUCCGGAUAGCGGGUCAUCGAGGCAUUUUCGCAAACACCCUUGCGCCAAGCGCGGUGCCAAUCAAUCUUGGAAAUGGGCUAGUCGAAAGAUUAAUCGCCUGUAUAGCAUGGACAACACCUCGGGAGAUGUCGCGAGCUGAUAUCGAGAGUGUUAUUCGGCAGUUUGUGGAUGCGGCACGGUUGAUGGCCGAUGCUGGGUUCUCGGGGAUAGAGUUACAUGGCGCACAUGGGUAUCUGAUUGAUCAAUUCCUCAACGCAAAGACCAACCUUCGCACCGAUGAGUAUGGCGGCACACCCGCCAAACGCGCCCGCUUCGUACUAGAGCUCCUCACCGAAAUCCGCAAAGUGGUCCCCGCAACCUUCUGCAUCGGUAUCAAGCUCAAUUCCGCAGAUCACAGCAGCGCCACAUUUGAAGAAACAAUGACGCAGAUCGGGCUCCUCGUUGAUGCGGGGAUCGAUUUCAUGGAGAUCAGUGGCGGAACGUACGAAGAUCCCCUCAUGAUGGCGCACCGGGAUACCCAGAACGAGAACUCAGGCCCUGUCAAUCAGGAGCCCAAGUCCGAGCGCACGUCUGCACGCGAGGCAUUUUUCCUUGAAUUCGCCAAGGAGGUUAGGAUGCGGUAUCCUGGUCUCGUGUUGAUGUUGACGGGCGGAUUCCGGAGCCGUGUCGGUGCCGAGUCGGCGAUUCGGGAUGGAGCGUGUGAUCUUGUUGGUAUCGGGAGACCGGCUGCUGUUGAACCUGGGUUUCCGUUGAGAUUACUUGAUGAGACUGUUGGGGAUGAGGAGGCGGUUUGUUAUUUGAAUAAGGCGCCGACGCCGUUCUAUGCACAGUGGUUACCGAGGAAUCUUAUUGGGGCUGGAGCUGAGACGACAUAUUAUGCUCGUCAGAUUCGGCGAUUGGCAAAUGGUUUGGCGACUAUUGCUCCAGCCUUGUCAUAG